Molecule: messenger RNA, 1047 nt
Organism: Lithohypha guttulata
Lineage: Eukaryota; Fungi; Ascomycota; Eurotiomycetes; Chaetothyriales; Trichomeriaceae
Exons: 3
Coding region: 1-1047 (348 amino acids)
Molecular function (GO): 5-methyltetrahydropteroyltriglutamate-homocysteine S-methyltransferase activity; zinc ion binding
Source: RefSeq, a predicted model, not a curated record
AUGCAGCUUGAUGCAGGCUUUCACGCCAUCUCAGAUGGAGAGUAUCGCCGCCAAGUCUUCUGGGGUCAAUUCUUCGAGGAUCUCGAAGGAAUGUCUGAGAUUCGCAAUCCGAGCCUCGACAUCUUCCGUGAAUAUGUCCCGGACAUGGCUGGUUUCGUUGAGAAGGGCGAUCGUCCUGGUCAAUCUUACCUGUGCAAGGGCAAGCUCAAGCAUCGUGGAAAGUCCGCACUCGCCGACGCUUACAACUACAUGAAGACUGUUGUCCCCGAGAAGCUAUGGCCCGAAAUCAAAGUUACCUUGAUCACACCCUCGUGGUAUCACCUACGGUACAAGGAUGGCUUGGCAUUCCCAAAGGAUGUGUACAAAACUGAUGAAGAAUAUUUUGAAGAUGUUGCUACCGCCUAUCAACAGGAGCUCGAUCUGCUCUAUGAAGCAGGCGUCAGGAAUGUCCAGUUUGACGAUCCACUCUUCGCCUAUUUCUGCUCAGAGAAAAUGGUCGCAGGGUGGGCCGCCGACUCAUCGAACAAGCGAUCAUUAGAUGAUUUACUAAACGUAUAUAUCGACGCCUACAACAAAUCAAUUUCCAAGCACACCUCAAAGAUGCAUUUCGGUUUGCACAUCUGCAGGGGUAACUUCAUGGGAUCCAGGCACUUUUCCGAAGGUGGCUACGAUCGUAUUGCCACAAAGAUUUUCAAAGACCUGAAUGUACAGACCUACUAUCUCGAAUACGAUACACCACGAGCAGGUUCCUUCGAGCCUCUUCUGCACCUGCCGAACAACAAGAACGUGAUCCUCGGUGUAAUCACUAGCAAGUUCCCUGAACUGGAGGACCAGGAGAAAAUGAAGGCGAGAGUCUUCGAGGCCGCCGAUGUGGUCGCUAAAGGCGCAGGGCAGAGCAGAGAGGACGCGCUGAAGAGACUAGGUGUCAGCCCACAGUGUGGCUUUGCUAGUCAUGAAGAAGGUAAUGCGAUUGUCUGGCAGGACAUGGAGAAUAAAUUGAAGUUGGUAAGAGCGUUGGCAGAUUCCAUCUGGCCAGGUGAGCCUUGA